GUCUUGCCGGAAAAAGAAAGAUAGAAAAAAGGAAAGAGAAAGGGGAAAAAACAGAAGUGCUAACGAAGGAGAUCAGUCAAAACAUAAACACUGCGGGCACGACCAAAAACGUGACCUUAAACUGCGGUGGUUUUUGGAUCGCCCGUGCAUGAGUGUGUUCAGGGCACAUCUCCCUAAUGUGUCGAGCUUUUGUUUGCGCGUGACUCGAAGGUGAAGGAAGGAAAUCUGCGCAGAGGAUUAACAAGUGCGGAGACUUUGGGCCUACAGCAGAGGUAACACCGCUCGGUAGUUAGCUCUCCAUUUUCUCGCUACGACCAAUGUUUACAUGUUGUCAGCUUGAGCCAGCACUCAUAACAGAGCCAUUGCUGACGCUAUGAACUCGUGUUUCUCCUGCACUUCUCCUUACACAAUAUUUACUCGUCGGGUCUCUUCUGUUAGAAGAGACAGUCAGACAGAAUGAGCGAUACAGACGGCAAAUCCAGUGUCCCAAAUGGUGGUUCUGAUGAUCUAGAUCCUGGAGAAGGAAGAGGGGAAGCAGAUACAUCUGCAGCGCCAGAGACCCAAACCAGCCCUGAGUCAGCAAAUUUAAGUUCAGCUCCAGAGGGAAGUGAGGGUGGUCAGGACAGGCCCAUGGCAGACUCUGAGCAGAAGCAGGAACUGGGAGAAGAGGAGGACACUGACAGCAUGGAUGGCAGUGGGCUGUACUCUCUCACAGAAGAAGGAGAGAGAGAGAGUGAGGGAGGAGGGAGGGGAAAAGAUGAAAGUAAGAGAUCCGCCAGGAAGAGGAAUCGACCCAGCGGCGGUGCCACACGUCACUCUUCCAGUUCAGACGAUGAUGAUGAUGAAGAAGAUGAGGAGGAUGACGUGGAGGAAGAAGACGAGCAAGCCAUGGAAGCGUGGCUGGGAGCAGAUCUGUGUGACCUGAGUCGUCCUUCAUGGUGCGCAGUCCCCUCUCUGCGUUCCAGAGAGAUCGGCCGUGAUUCGCACCAGUUUGCGAGGAGGGUGUGUGGGGCGCGGGGUCUGGUGCAGAGGCUGGAACUGCAGGGCCGUCUGGAGAGACACACAGGCUGCGUGAACACCCUCCAUUUUAACCCCUCCGGCACCCGUUUGGCAUCCGGCAGCGAUGACCUCCGCGUGGUGAUCUGGGACUGGGCUCGCAGAAAGGCGGAGCUGGAGUUUGACAGCGGACAUAAGAGCAAUGUCUUUCAGGCAAAGUUCCUCCCACACAGCGGUGACUCCACAUUGGCCAUGUGUGCCAGAGAUGGACAGAUCAGAGUGGCUGAGCUUUCUGCCACACAGCGUUGCAAGAACACCAAAAGAGUGGCCCAGCACAAAGGUGCAGCUCAUAAGCUUGCACUGGAGCCAGACUCUCCCUGCUCUUUCCUCUCCGCUGGUGAAGACGCAGUCGUGUUCGGCAUUGACCUGCGUUUAGACAGACCUGCCAACAAACUGGUGGUGGUGAAGGAGGGCGAAAAGAAGGUUGGGCUGUAUACCAUUUUCGUGAACCCAGCCAACACACACCAAUUUGCUGUGGGUGGUAGAGACCAGUAUGUCAGGAUCUAUGACCAGAGAAAGAUAAAUGAACACGAUAAUAAUGGUGUGCUAAAGAAGUUUUGUCCCUCUCACUUGGUGUCCAGCGAGUCCAAAACAAAUAUCACCUGUUUAGUGUACAGCCAUGAUGGCACAGAACUGCUGGCAAGUUACAAUGACGAGGACAUUUACCUUUUCGACUCCAGCCACAGUGACGGGGCUGAUUACCGUAGAAGAUACAAGGGUCACCGCAACAAUGCUACAGUGAAGGGGGUUAACUUUUAUGGUCCCUGUAGUGAGUUUGUUGUCAGUGGCAGUGACUGUGGACACAUCUACUUGUGGGAUAAGAACUCUGCUCGUGUGGUUCAGUUUAUGGAGGGAGACCGGGGAGGAGUGGUGAACUGUCUGGAGCCACAUCCUCAUCUUCCAGGUUUAGCCACCAGUGGUUUGGACCAUGAUGUGAAGCUGUGGGCGCCCACUGCUGAGAAUCCCACAACACUAAAGGGACUUAAAGAGGUAAUGAAGAAGAACAAGCGAGAGCGUGAUGAAGACAGCGUUCGUCAUGGUGACCAGUAUGACACACAGCUCCUCUGGUUCCUGAUGAGACACAUGAGAAACCGAAGACCUCAGCGAGCCCGGCGAGGGGAGGGAGGAGAGGGCGACACAGACGAAUCCUGGAGCUCGCCAGAUUCCUCUGAUGAAGAAGACGGAGGGCCAGACCAUGUGCAGUGCAUGUCCUCCUGAGCCACACACCUACACACACACACACACACACACACACACACUCUUUGCCAUAUAUUUAAGCACAUACAUACUAGUAACACACUGGUACACAAAUAGACACUGAAAGGCCAGCAACAAACCCACACACAGCUUUAUAUACACAUACACAGUGUGAGGGAGAGGGAAACGAUUGUCAAAAUCUGGCUUUAUGCUCUACACACACACACACACACACACACAGAUACAUUACUAGGGGAAGAACUGAUACUGAAAUUCAUAUUUUUGAUACAUUUGCAACCACACACGCAAUUAACCACUCUGAUUUUAUGCAAACAUGGACACAGACACAUUUCAUUCCCAGUUUUACAGCGCAUCACAUGGAAGACCACAGCCGAUGAUCGAGAAAUAUCGCCUCUACUGUUUUGCUGCCUUAGUUUAUCAACAUCCAAGAAGCAGCGUUUUGCUGCAGCAGUCGUGAGGCGCAGAAGAGGACAUUUCUCAUCUGUGCUGUAGAAAACAGGUCCACUUUAAGCUUUUCUUUCACAGCGAUGUUUUCUGUGCAUGAUGGGACAGUGCGGACACUCAAAGCCAGUCCUUUUGCAGAUUACUGAUAUGAUGAGUGUUACUUGUUCAAAAACAGCACCAUCCUUCACUCGCCUCAUCAGUUUUCUCCAGUGAUCUGAACUGCCUCUGUUUCCAAGACUGAGCUGACGUUUGUUAUUUUUGGACUGCAAUCUUUGUCUUUUUCAUUGCAUCGAUAGACUGUCAUCGGCGUCUGGCCGUCCAAUCCGGUCUUGUCUUUGUUCUCUUCUCCUGUGUGUGUGUGUGUGUGUGUGUGUGUGUGUGUGUGUGUGUGUGUGUGUGUUUUCUGAAGCCAGGCGCGGCAAAUUUUCUUGAGGUCAAUCAUGCUCUCGUAGAUCUGACUGAAGACAGAAGAUGAGCCAGAGCUACUUAAUCUGGUUUUAGAGCUGGCUGUUUUUCUCCGUUCCUCUCUCCCAUGCUACUGAGUGCACUUUAAUCAGGGAUCUGCUUUGAGUUUUGAAUCUCUAAGACGAGUGUGAGCUUAGGGGGCAUGCAAUACUUGGGUUAAAUGUUUAUUUAGCUAAUUUAGUUGUUUUUGCCCUGAAAUUCCCCAAACUUAUUGUGGACUUUUAAAUUGAAUACAGAGAUUUGACACCAGCUCUUUGGUUUUUGGUUUUGCACUUGGGUGGAGAUGACUUGGAGUUCUUGAAGAAAUUUCAAAAGGCUACAAAAUGUAACUCUCGUCUCCAUGGACUGCUUUCGUCUUCUCAGCCCUGUCCCGUAGAAAUUGAGAGCAAAGACGAUGAUGUGCUCAGAUCCAGUGAUUUGUUGAAUCCUUGUUUCUUCCUCUGUCUUUUGUUUGAAUACACAUCCUCGAGAUCUUUGCCUAACUAGGUAGAAAGGAUCAAAUGUAGCAGGAUGUUCCAUGUUUGCCUGAAGAACCCACUAAGCCCUCGCAACCCAUUUUUCAUAAAAAUGGUGGCUGUUCUUUGUCAGUAUUUGGAUUCAGCUGGUUAAGAGCAAACAUGGAUGGACUGUGACCUGUUGCAACUUGCAUGUUGAAAAGAAUUAUGGGUCAAGGGCAGGGGAUGUAAAGCACUUGUGGGGGUACGCAGGGAUGGGUAAGAAGCUUGAAUUACUUUGCCCCCUUUUUCCUUCUUCUUUUGUAAGGGAAAUAAAGUCUCAACUUUU
Rhinichthys klamathensis goyatoka is the source of this 3966-nucleotide messenger RNA. It is a transcript of the gene dcaf8, whose product is annotated as DDB1 and CUL4 associated factor 8. Bases 457 to 2274 code for a protein of 605 amino acids. The record is from RefSeq and is a predicted model, not a curated record. The transcript is spliced from 13 exons. Gene Ontology annotation, cellular component: Cul4-RING E3 ubiquitin ligase complex; cytoplasm. NCBI's taxonomy places the organism in Eukaryota, Metazoa, Chordata, Actinopteri, Cypriniformes, Leuciscidae. Gene Ontology annotation, molecular function: protein binding.